UGCCUAAAAAACCGAGAGGGGAGCGCGCUCCGAGCAUUCACGGAUCUCAAGCACGGAAAUCCUGCAUUCCCAGGCUCUGCUCUACUCUGCCCUGACCAUGGAUGCGUUAUCAUCUGGCAUGCACUUGACUCUGUGCACUUGGCUUGUUUGCUCUUUGCAUCUCUGUGCCGUUACCAAAGCGGAGGUAACUUGCGUAUCGUGCCCGUUACCAACGCUCGUAAGAAUCGGGGACGUCCAAAACAAUGCACGCACUAUCACUGUCACUAUCACUCCUACAGAGGCUGGGAAAUCACUUGUCAGUUCCGCGCGCUCGAGAUCGCAACCGGGAGUUCAGGAGUUGGGAACGAGCGCGAGCGGCGCGCCAAACUCGAGAGAAGUGGAAGUGAUGGUGGCGCGUGCACCCGGUGCGAAACCGCGGCGCGAUCAAACUACGCGGGGACACCGGGAUUGUGCGAAAGUGGGUCAAACCGGCGCUGCGCUCCCGAGACGCAGACGGAGCGCGGCGCAACCGGACGAGCUUGGCGCGCGCGCGCGGAGCGGAGACUCCGCGGAGUCCUCGGACGCGCUGCUGUUCGUGGACGGACAGAAACUGCGGCGCAACCGCGACGAGGGGAAAGUCGCCGCUUCCAGGUCGAAGGAACCCAAAGUGAGCAGUACCACUUUCGCCCUGGCUGGAGACUCCGCUCACAACCACGCUGUGGUUUACUGGACCGGACCGAACAGCAGCGUGAUUCUGAUCCUGACCAAGCUUUAUGACUUCCAUUUGGGCAGCGUCACUGAAAGCUCCCUAUGGAGAUCAACAGACUAUGGCACCACCUAUGAGAGAAUGAAUGACAAAGUUGGAGUAAAGACAGUCCUCAGUUACCUGUAUGUCUGUCCCACCAACCAAAGGAAGGUAAUGUUGUUGACGGAUCCGGAGUUCGAAAGCAGCGUCCUCAUUAGCUCUGAUGAAGGGGCCAGCUACCAGAAAUACCGCCUCAGUUUCUACGUCUUAAGUCUACUUUUUCAUCCUUCACAAGAGGACUGGGCUCUGGCCUAUAGCCUUGACCAGAAGCUGUACAGCUCAUUUGACUUUGGACGGAAGUGGCAUCUCGUUCACGAGCGAGUGACCCCCAACCGCUUCUACUGGUCUGUAAGUGGUCUGGAUAAGGAAGCCGAUCUGGUGCACAUGGAGGCGUACACUUCAGAUGGAAAUUGUCAGUACAUGACGUGCAGAGCCCAGGCUUGUUAUGAAUCAAGUAGGACGUUCCCGUUCCCCGGCUACAUCGAGCCAAACUCGCUGGUGGUUCAGGAUGAAUACAUCGUCAUUCAGGUCACCAUGUCUGGGAGAGCUGCUUAUUAUGUGUCUUACCAAAGGGGACCAUUUGUACGCAUCAAAAUACCUAAAUACUCCCUUCCAAAAGACAUGCACAUCCUGAGCACAGAUCAAGGUCAGGUUUUUGCUGCUGUGCAAGAAUGGAACCAGAACGACACGUACAACCUGUACAUCUCAGAUCCACAUGGUGUUUACUUCACUCUGGCUUUAGAAAAUGUCAAGACCACCCGAGGUCAUGGAGGCAACAUUAUGAUAGACCUAUAUGAGGUAGCAGGAAUCAAAGGCAUGCUGAUUGCUAAUAGGAAAGUGGAGAACCAGGUGAAGACUUACAUCACUUAUAACAAGGGCCGGGACUGGAGGCUGCUGCAGGCGCCCGCUACGGACCUGGAGGGGAACGAGAUUUACUGUGUGCAGCCAUUUUGUUCACUUCACCUACAGCUGCAGAUGUCAGAAAACCCCUACAUCUCUGGAAGUAUUAUCACCAAGAACUCAGUACCAGGAGUGAUCAUCGCUAUAGGCAAUAUGGGCUCUGAGCUCUCAUUCAACAAUGUAGGAAUGUUCAUAUCAUCAGAUGCUGGAAAUACCUGGAGGCAGAUAUUUGAUGAGGAGCACAAUGUUUGGUUCCUGGAUAAAGCAGGAGCUCUACUUGCAGUCAAGCAGCCAACAGUUCCUACAAAGCAUUUCUGGAUCAGUUUUGAUGAAGGGAGACAGUGGACACAUCAUAUUUUCUCAGCCAUACCUCUGUUUGUGGACGGUGUUCUGGUCGAGCCAGGCAUGGAAAAUCAGAUCCUGACGUUUUUCGGACACUUAAGUGAUCGUUCUGAGUGGCAGCUGAUCAAGAUCGACUACAUGUCCUUGUUUACUAAGCGCUGUGCCGAAGGCGACUAUCAAACGUGGCACUUGCACAAUCAGGGUGAGCCAUGUGUAAUGGGCCAAAAGCAGAUCUUCAUCAAACGCCGCCCGGGAAACUACUGCAUGAUGGAAAAGGACACCAGGGUCCUAUCGGCUGAGCCUUGUAUCUGUAGAGCACAUGAUUUUGAGUGUGAUUACGGCUAUGAGCGGAGAGGAGACGGUAACUGCCUGCCUGCAUUCUGGUUUAAUCCUUCCACUGUAUCACGGAGCUGCAGUCACGGGCUGAACUAUUUUAAUAGCACAGGUUAUCGCAAAGUAGCAGCAAACAACUGCACCAAAGGGGUAAAGGAGAUGUACACAGCCAGAAAACAGCAGUGUCCUAAUCGCCCACCUCGAGGACUGCACCUGGCAACCCGUGACAACACCCUCAAAACAAACAUGGGCUCCAACGUCACCUUCAUUGUACAACUGGAAGAGGGAGACUCGAUGAGGACGAAUAUCCAGUUGGACUUUGGGGAUGGGACGACAGUGUCCUACUCUAACCUCAGCUGGACGGGGGAGGGUAUCAGACAUGUGUACCACAGCACAGGAAUCUUCCGUGUCACUGCCAUCGCUGAGAACAGCCUGGGAACUGACUCCAGCUCCCUGUACCUGCACGUGACAUCUCCUGUUGAGCAUGUCCAGUUGCUGUCUCCUUUUGUGGUCAUUAAGAACAAGGAAGUGAACUUGACUGCUUUAGUCUGGCCUUCUCACUUUCGAACUCUCACCUACUUCUGGUGGCUGGGGAACAACACAGAGCCAAUGAUCACUUUAGAGAGCAGUAUAUCCUACGUGUUUCCUGCGGAAGGGACGUACACCGUAACGGUGCAGGUCUCAUCGUCCAACCUCAUACUUCAAGACACCAAACAAAUCGUUGUGCAAGGAUACUUUAAAUCCUUGCUUUUAUCUUUUUCUCCAAAUCUGGACGAGGCCAACCCUGACAUUCCGGAGUGGAGGCACGAUGUAGGCAGGAUAAUUAAAAAGGCUGUGCUCCAAGUAACCGAUAUUCCUGCUGAACAGCUCCUGGUAGCAGUAUACCCAGGACUUCCAACAGCUGCUGAGCUUUUCCUGCUUCCCAGCAAGAAUCAGUCAGACAACAGGAAAGGGAAUGAGGAGGAUCUUGAGCAGAUUUCAGAAAUUCUCUCCAAUGCAUUGAACCAGAACUUGGUAGAAUUUGAGCUGAAACCAGGAUCCGGAGUCAUAGUUUACAUCACACAGCUAACAUUAGCUCCACUGGUGGACUCGAUCCCUAGACAUAGCAGUUCUGCCAUGCUGAUGCUACUCUCAGUGGUUUUCUUGGGUUUAGCCAUCUUCCUCAUUUACAAGUUCAAGAGAAAAAUUCCCUGGAUUAAUAUAUACGCUGAGGUGAACCAAGAGAAAGAGCAGGAAAUGAUUGGCACGGUGGGUCAGAAUGACACAACACCUAAAAUCAAGCUCAGCGAGUUCUCCAGCCCCAAAGAGCUUAUGGAGAAGGACUUGGAAGUCCGUGUUAAACGUGGAAUGAUCAAUGCCUGCGAAAGCACAAGAGAGAUUCCCAACUGUACGAGUGUCUGAAUGAAACAAGUUGGAAGUGCAGUGUAAUCAAGUGUACAGAAGUGUUGCCAUUUUGAAAGUCCUCUAUGUUCUUCAUUUUGUAAUUUCAGAAACAGUCAUUGUUAAUAGUUUUCUAAGGACCUCGUUUAUACAGAUUUGCAUGGAAGUCUUGUUUGAUAAGAUCUAUGCUGAAAAUCUAAAUGCUUAAUGAGACCUUUUUAAUGAUGAUUGAAAUCAUUGCUUG
Molecule: messenger RNA, 3983 nt
Organism: Clarias gariepinus (North African catfish)
Lineage: Eukaryota; Metazoa; Chordata; Actinopteri; Siluriformes; Clariidae
Gene: sorcs3a
Product: sortilin related VPS10 domain containing receptor 3a
Exons: 27
Coding region: 98-3760 (1220 amino acids)
Cellular component (GO): membrane
Molecular function (GO): protein binding
Source: RefSeq, a predicted model, not a curated record